Molecule: messenger RNA, 834 nt
Organism: Purpureocillium lilacinum
Lineage: Eukaryota; Fungi; Ascomycota; Sordariomycetes; Hypocreales; Ophiocordycipitaceae
Biological process (GO): response to antibiotic
Molecular function (GO): aminoglycoside 3-N-acetyltransferase activity
Source: RefSeq, a predicted model, not a curated record
AUGAACUUUGAGCCCCCGUCCAAGACGCCCAAGGGCCCGCUCUGCACGCAGGCCUCGCUCGUCGAGGACCUGCGGCGGCUCGGCCUCCACGCCGGCGACACGGUGCUGCUGCACUCGUCGCUCAGCGCCAUCGGCUUCGUCGUCGGCGGCGCGCCGGCCCUCGUCCGGGCGCUGCUCGAGGUGCUCGGCCCGCGCGGCACGCUCGCCGCGCCGACGCACACGGGCGACAACUCGGACCCGGCCGAGUGGCGCGACCCCCCCGUGCCGCGCGACUGGUGGCAGCCCAUCCGCGACGCGAUGCCCGCCUUCGACCCACGCACCUCGCCGUCGCGCAUGAUGGGCGUCGUGCCCGAGACACUGCGCAACUGGCCCGGCGCGCGCCGCAGCGCCCACCCGCAGACGAGCUUCGCCGCCGUGGGGGCCCGCGCCGAGGACAUCACCGAGGGGCCUGCGGUGCUGGAGUGCCGCCUCGGCGAGGAGAGCCCCCUGGCGGUGCUGGAGCGGCUCGGCGCGCGCGUCCUGCUGCUGGGGUGCGGCUUCGACCGCUGCACGUCGUUCCACCUCGCCGAGUACCGCAACGCGUACACGCCCGUCGAGAAUUCGUUUGCGGCGCUGGUCGGGGAGGAUGGCGUUGCCGAGACGCGGCGCGAGUGGGUGACGGUGCGGGACGUGCCCAUCGACGGCGACGACUUUGCCGCGCUGGGGCAGCACUUUGAGAGCGGGGGCGGCGUGGCGAGCGGCUUGGUGGGCGCGGCCGAGUGCAAGCUGUUUGCGAUGCCCGAGGCGGUGGCCUUUGCCAUGGAGUGGCUGGGCACGCAUCGCAGCAGGGGGUAG